Gavialis gangeticus (Gharial) is the source of this 2914-nucleotide messenger RNA. RefSeq names its product dynein regulatory complex subunit 7 (gene DRC7). Gene Ontology annotation, biological process: flagellated sperm motility. The record is from RefSeq and is a predicted model, not a curated record. NCBI's taxonomy places the organism in Eukaryota, Metazoa, Chordata, Crocodylia, Gavialidae. The transcript has 18 exons. Bases 97 to 2652 code for a protein of 851 amino acids. Gene Ontology annotation, cellular component: motile cilium.
CAACUCCCAGAAGCCUCAGCCCAGACACUACAGUUGCCAUGGUGAGGGAGAUCAACAGGCUGGGAGCACAGAAGCUGGAGCCCUUGAGGGGACAAAAUGGAGGCCCUGAGGGAGAACGAGGCAGAGGAGAAAGAGGAAGAGAAAAAAGCCUUUAAGAUCAGUGAUGAACUCCAAGACCUAGAGGAGAAGUUGUCAAAGAUUCAAGUCCAUAUUCCAAACAUACAUGAAUUUGACUGGAGCUCCAUGGACACCUCUCAUUUACCAGCUUCCUAUAAGAUAAAUUCUGCUAAGGAGAAGAUGAUGCUGCAUAUAGCUGCCAAUUUUCGCCGACAGUACACACAUCUCUGCCCAGACCGCAAGGAGCUUUUUCUUCACCCAUUAAAUGAGUGUGGUGUGGAGAAGUUUGUGAGCACCACAGUGCGUCCGACCCUACUGCCAUACCCAGAGCUGUACAACUGGGAUGGCUGCGCCCGAUUCGUCUCUGACUACCUCACAAUGGAGCCUCUUCCAAACCCUAUUGAGCCACCUAGCUCCUUGGUCUCCCCGACCACUAUCCUGAAGUACCAGAGAGGAAACUGCUUUGACUUCAGCAUGCUGCUCUGCUCCCUGCUUAUUGGGGUUGGGUAUGAUGCCUACUGUGUAUAUGGCUAUGCCACCCGGGAGACAUGUAUGAUGGACGAGACCAGGGAGGUGUGCCCUCUGCUGAAGAAGUCCAAAGAGGCUCAGAAAGAGACAGUGAAGGAGAAGACUGAGAAGUAUGCAGUCAAGCCCCCACGUGAUUUGCGCAGCAAGUUUGAGCUGCAGCAGGCAGCCAAGAAGGAGGCAGAAAUCCAAGUUGCAAAGCAGAAGAAACAAGAGGAGGAAGAGGAAAGGAUCAUGGAAGCUGAGAAGCCAAAGCCAGACUCUUUGUAUGGGUUACGUGUCCAUGCAUGGGUUCUGAUUUUGUCAGGGAAGCGGGAGGUGCCAGAGAGUUUCUUCAUCGAUCCAUUCACAGCAAAAAGCUACAGUACCACAGAUGGGCAUUUCCUUGGUAUUGAAGCCCUUUGGAACCAUGUGAACUACUGGGUCAAUAUGCAGAGUUGCUUGAAUGGCUGUAAGGAUCUCAUCUUUGACCUUGGUAACCCAUUGAGGUGGGAGUUCAUGCUGCUGGGGGCUGAUAAGCCUCUUCUGUUGCUUCCAAAUGAGGAGGAGGAAGAGGAAUUAGCUGAUGAGGAUUUGGAUAAUUUGGUCAAAGAAGAGGAAGAAAAAGGUUCUGACAUGCCACCAUCCUGGGUAGACCCAAUUCAGAUAUCUCUGAAAGAAUUUGAGACCCGCUGUCCCCAAGGGAAGAAGGUGAUCCAUUACAAGAAGGCAAAGCUGGAGAAAUGGGCACCUUACCUGAACAGCAAUGGGCUGGUCGAGCGCCUCACUGUCUUUGAGGAUCAAGACUGUACCAAAGUACUGGAGGUGAGACAGUGGUUCAAAAACAGAGAAGACUUGCUGGAAAUGAGACAAGUGAAUAAAAUAACAGAGGUGACUACAGAAUACUUCGGCCCAGGACAUGUAUUAGGUCUCAAAGCCCAUGUCUAUAAGUCAAUGAAUCCUGAGACUGAGCGCACCAUGGAAUUUUACAACAAGACACGUGUAGAUGGCCUUCAGAAACGGGUUGAAAAUGCCUGUGAGAUGAUGGAAUACUUUGUAGGGCGGUCAGAUUUCCUCUACUACCGGCACACAAACUUUGGCAAAAGGACAAAGAGAGCCCAGAUUCUUGUUGCUAACCCUGAUGCGAAUGCCAGGCCAAUAAUGCAAAUCAAAGAGUGUUUCCAUAGGAACCUAGAAAAGCCAGCUAAUGAAGAUGUGGCAGAACGCAUCUUUAUGAUCUCUGAGGAGCGGAUCCUGCUGACAUAUCACCUCCAGGAAAAUUACAUCACUGCCUCCAAGAGGGAGUUCACCAAACGGGCAGAUGUGGAUAAUAAAGGAAACAAGAUCAUCAUGACUCCAGACAUGUGCCUCAGCUAUCAGGUGGGAUCGUCUCAGGAAGACAAGAAGCUGAUCCAUCUGUACAAAAUGAUGUUGAAGCUAAUGGAGGAAGAGAAACACUUAAAGCAUCAAGUCUGGGAAUCUGGAACAGAGGUGCUUGAAAUUCUGAAGAUCCGCGAGGAAGAGGAAGGAGCCAGCAAGCUGACUGUUUCCAUUUAUGACACAGAAAGAAAUGAAAAGGGCAAAAAACAGCGAGAGGCAAUGGAGCAUCAAAUGCAAGAAGAGCGCCAGCGACAAGAUGAGCAGGAUCUAGAUUACCUGGCACCUUUUAUUAUUCAAAUGGGAAACAUAGAGAAGAUGACCAAGUGGCAGGCCCUACGCCUCAAAGAGGACUGCCUGACUGACUUCAAGUACCAUCUCAUUGACAAGGCCAACAUCAUCCAAGUUCGCUUUGAGAAGGAGACACAGGAGUUGCAAAAGAAGCAACAAUGGUACCAGCAAAACCAGCUCUCCAUGACUGUGGAGGAUGAGGAGGCUUACAUAGCUUAUUGCUCUGAUGCCAUGUUCCGCAUUCGCAUUCUAGAGAUGAGGCUCAACAGGCACAAGGAGACAGCACCACAAAAAUAUAUUGCACUAGAAGAAAAAUUAUGCAAGGAUCCUCGCCUGUCUGAAUAUCUCAAACUUUAUGCCUAAUUGAUUCCUUGUUUGCUCAUAUCAGUCACUGAGUAUCAGAGCAUUGCCAGAGGGAAAUGUGGAAUCCUUUAUCUACAUUCAAUGAACCAUUUGUUAACUGAUUUGUAUUUCCCCAAAGACCUUUCUGCAGCUUCUCCAGAAGCUGCUGGGACUUCUACCAUGGACGAUAUUACAAAAACAUAAGUACCUUCAUAAUUACUUUAAAUAGAUCUUUGCACACAGGUCGCAUUUUUCCCAUUAAAUGCUUCUGUAUGGAGAGGUA